CCACAAUUCUAACAUUGUCACUACCCAUUCGAAUCAGAACCUUGACACACUUAUCAUCAUCACGUUCUUUCUUUCUUCUUUUCUUCACUCUCACGAAGAAUCGAAUCAACAAUGGCUUCACCGUCUUCAACUCGAUUAGAUCUCGACGGAAACCCAAUCAAACCGCUAACAAUCUGCAUGAUCGGCGCCGGAGGUUUCAUCGGCUCUCAUCUCUGCGAGAAGCUGAUGUCUGAAACCUCUCACAAAGUUCUCGCUUUGGAUGUUUACAAUGACAAGAUUAAGCAUCUUCUGGAACCGGAAACGCUUCCCUGGAAUGGACGGAUUCAGUUUCAUAGGCUUAAUAUUAAGAGCGAUUCGAGACUUGAAGGUCUCAUCAAGAUGGCAGAUCUGGUGAUAAAUCUGGCUGCAAUUUGUACUCCUGCGGAUUACAAUACGCGUCCUUUGGAUACGAUUUACAGUAAUUUCAUUGAUGCACUUCCUGUGGUGAAGUACUGCUCUGAUACUAACAAGAGGCUUAUCCAUUUCUCUACUUGUGAAGUGUAUGGCAAAACGAUUGGUAGUUUUCUUCCUAAAGAUAGUCCUCUUCGUCAGGAUCCUGCAUACUAUGUGCUUAAAGAAGAUGCGUCUCCAUGCAUUUUCGGUUCAAUUGAAAAGCAAAGGUGGUCAUAUGCAUGUGCUAAGCAGUUGAUUGAGAGGCUGGUUUAUGCUGAGGGUGCUGAAAAUGGCUUGGAGUUUACUAUUGUGAGGCCCUUUAAUUGGAUUGGACCCAGAAUGGACUUCAUUCCCGGCAUUGACGGUCCAAGUGAGGGUGUUCCUCGGGUUCUUGCAUGCUUCAGCAAUAAUCUUCUAAGAGGAGAGCCCCUCAAGCUUGUUGACGGUGGCGAAUCCCAGAGAACCUUUGUUUACAUCAAAGAUGCCAUUGAAGCUGUCCUAUUGAUGAUUGAAAACCCUGCCAGAGCCAAUGGCCACAUCUUCAAUGUAGGUAACCCAAACAAUGAGGUUACAGUUAGGCAGCUUGCCGAAAUGAUGAUCCAGGUCUAUUCAAAGGUAAGUGGAGAACAACCUCCUGAAAAAUCUACAAUCGAUGUAAGCUCGAAAGAGUUUUACGGUGAAGGAUAUGAUGACAGUGACAAGAGAAUUCCUGACAUGACCAUAAUCAACAAACAGCUCGGAUGGAAUCCAAAGACUUCCCUCUGGGACCUGCUCGAAUCGACACUUACCUAUCAGCACAGGACAUAUGCAGAAGCCAUCAAGAAAGUGAUUGCACAACCCAUUGCAAGUUAAAAGGUUUAAACAAACAAAACAUGAAUGGCAGUUCCAGAAGAGGGUAGUUUUACUACCCAAGUACCUUACAUUAUAUAUUACUGUUUGAAUUUUUACAUAUAUGGUAAAUUUAAUGUAGAGCUUUGCACUGUUAAACAAGUUAUGGCAUUUUUCACAUAUAAAGGAGAAAAAUGUCUUUUUGUCCUAUUUUUCCUUGGUGUUUUAGAGGUCGGUGCUCAUUGUUGUGUCUGUUUUUCCAGUUCAUUUGUAAGUUGUAAUAUUCGGUUGACACUCAAUACUCAUGUGCUCUAAAUUAUUUGUCAUUAAUUAAUUUAUUGUAUCGAUUA
Messenger RNA from Vicia villosa (hairy vetch), 1610 nucleotides. RefSeq names its product UDP-D-apiose/UDP-D-xylose synthase 2. NCBI's taxonomy places the organism in Eukaryota, Viridiplantae, Streptophyta, Magnoliopsida, Fabales, Fabaceae. The transcript is spliced from 9 exons. Gene Ontology annotation, molecular function: carboxy-lyase activity. Bases 112 to 1284 code for a protein of 390 amino acids. The record is from RefSeq and is a predicted model, not a curated record.